Molecule: messenger RNA, 1812 nt
Organism: Hyaloscypha bicolor E
Lineage: Eukaryota; Fungi; Ascomycota; Leotiomycetes; Helotiales; Hyaloscyphaceae
Exons: 3
Coding region: 20-1591 (523 amino acids)
Biological process (GO): mitochondrial respiratory chain complex IV assembly
Cellular component (GO): extrinsic component of mitochondrial inner membrane
Source: RefSeq, a predicted model, not a curated record
AGCUUCAUUUGAUUUGAGAAUGCGUUCUCCAGCUUCAUACACCUGCAAAAGGUGUCUGAACGCACUCAAAACUGUUUUCAAGGUGCGACAACAGCCAAUUCCGACAAGACAACCUGCACCAGGAAGAAGAAGCAUAUCGACUGCACCAGACAAGAGCUCUAGGAUUUCUAGCAAUGUGCGGACAAAGCAACAAGAACUUCAGAGGCCAUUGAUCAGACGGAGUGUGUCUUUCUUGGGUCAGCAAGGAGAAACCGUUAAGAAUGAACCACCAGAAUACCGAAGUCCUGGGGGUUUAGCAUCAACUACAGUUCUAGAGACUGAAGGACGACCUCUUCUCCUUCCAAACAACCUCUUUCAUCCGUUCUCAAGCUCACCAUCACCGGAGAUAAGACGAAGAGCUGCAUUCAUCAAGCAAAAUGCCCACUGCCCCCACCCCGACCAUCAUCAAACCCGAUUACCUACAAAUCCAGACGACCCUGAAGCACGAAAGUCUGUGCAAGGAAAAUUGCCGCCCGUGCACGUCAAAUUUGAAUGCCCUGAUUGUGGAAUACCAGUGUCAUGUUCUGAAGAGCAUUGGGCGGAUGACUAUGAGGCACAUUUGGAAAUAUGCGAUACACUCCGAGAGAUCAAUGAGGAUGACCAUGAUUUACGGUCAGGCCGCUUUUUCCCUGAAUUUGAGUACCCAGGUGAUCAAAUUGAGGAAGCCAUGGUCAAUAUGACAAAUUGGGACACCUUCUUAUUCUCCAGAGAAUUCCGGGCAAUCAACGAUGAACGGAGUCUGCGUCAAGCAACAAGACUUUUGACCUACCCAGUAACUAUCGGGAGUGUUUUGCACGAAUUAAGCCCGUACAGCAUUAAGAAAGGUGGACGGUUGACUGUGGAGGGCCUGAAGAGUUUGAGUGCUUUGCGAUAUUCCCUUCACCCACCCAAGUCUGGCGGUGGAGCUGAUAUCAAGGGACUCAGGCCAACCCCACCUCCUAUGAGAAUAUUCAUUCUUGGGGCCCGAGCUGAAUCAUCCCUUCCAAGAGAGGUUUGGGUGCAGCUGACUCACUUGUUCCCAAGAGUUGCUUUCCAUCUGAUAUUCAUUGGUCCCGAGAGUAUGGCGAAUAGAGAUUCUGAGUUCCCACUUCCAGCGCGGACACCAGAAAACCCGUUCGGAGCCAUAGUGGAAGAUCGUUUAACCAAUUCUUUGAAGAUCAGCACUUUCGUCGAGUAUUAUCAUACGCUGCAUAAGGCCGGCCACUUCUACCCAUACGAUCCUUACUUUGACUGCUUCAUGCUCUUUCAUCCAGGACUUGGACAUCCUGCCAGCUCACAUGAAUGGGAGGAGACGAUUCCACAAUUACUUGAGACGAAAGUCCCUAUCCUUGUCACAGGAUACACUCAAUAUGAUAUGGAGAGAGAUAUAGAUUGGGUGAAGAAGACAGUUGGUGGAGAAAUGGACCUUCUGAUGGAGCCAGGAGAGAACCGUUUCCGAAGCCUCAGGUGGGAUUUAAAUGACUUGGAUCCUCAAGACAUUAGCUGCGGAAAUUGGGGAAUAUGGGGGUUUAGAGGCAAGAGAUAUGAAACCAUAAGAAAGGAUGCUGAGUGACGAAAGCCUUCUUUGUUGGGUAUGAGAUCUAAUGUAUGAAGUGUCAGACAAAAUCUGACCAUGCGACUCUUCCGUCUCCCUUCCACAUGUUAAUAGUUGUAUGAUUGUAUGAUAGACUUCUAGUCACAGCACUGGGUUUAGACCCAGUGCAUAUAUCAGAGCUAGUCAUCCACUCUGAAGAGUAUCCCAUUGCCUAGCCACUGUGAACGCAAGCAAUCGAU